AUGUCUGAAGCCGCCCCAGCUCCCGCCGCCGCACCUGCGGUAGAAAGCGCCUCCAAGAAGAAGCAGCCCAAGAAAGCAGCCGGUGUCAAGAAAGCCGCUAAGCCCUCCGGUCCUAGCGUGUCCGAGCUCAUUGUCAAAGCUGUGUCCGCUUCUAAAGAGCGCAGCGGGGUGUCCCUGGCAGCUCUGAAGAAGGCUUUGGCUGCUUCUGGUUAUGAUGUGGAAAAGAAUAACAGCCGCCUCAAGCUGGCUCUCAAGGGCUUGGUGACUAAAAGCACUCUCGUCCAGGUCAAAGGAAGCGGAGCUUCCGGCUCCUUCAAGCUCAACAAAAAGCAGGCGGAGAGCAAGGACAAGGCUACCAAGAAAAAGGCACCGGCUAAAGUCAAGAAGCCUGCCCCGAAGAAAGCCACCAAGUCUCCAGCCAAACCUAAGAAGGUAGCUGCAAAGAGCCCGAAAAAGGCCAAAAAGCCGGCCGCCUCCGCUAAAAAGGCCACCAAAAGUCCGAAGAAAGUCAAAGCCGCCAAGCCCAAGAAGGUAGUGAAAAGCCCGGCUAAGAAGACC
Molecule: messenger RNA, 558 nt
Organism: Pelobates fuscus (common spadefoot toad)
Lineage: Eukaryota; Metazoa; Chordata; Amphibia; Anura; Pelobatidae
Product: histone H1B-like
Exons: 1
Biological process (GO): nucleosome assembly; negative regulation of DNA recombination; chromosome condensation
Cellular component (GO): nucleus; nucleosome
Molecular function (GO): nucleosomal DNA binding; structural constituent of chromatin; double-stranded DNA binding
Source: RefSeq, a predicted model, not a curated record